Messenger RNA from Symbiodinium natans, 1083 nucleotides. Lineage: Eukaryota; Dinophyceae; Suessiales; Symbiodiniaceae. The record is from the annotation of a GenBank genome assembly.
AUGGCAGCGAAGGGUAGCAUGUCCUUCGAUGAAGCCACGUUGGCUUGCUUCCGUGAAGCCGAAGCUUCUCUCGGAGAAGGCGGCGCGGCUUUCGCCACGGAUGUGGUGGAGGUGACCGUUGCCGCUGGGUGGACCCGCGUCGGGGAUCCCGGCCGUGCCGGCGUGAAUUCGUUUGCGGCGAUCCUGCUAGGCUUCGUGCCGCCUUUUCCCAACUUGCCUCCCCCCGCGUCGGGGGCUGCCCAGCCACCUGCUGUGCCGGAGAACGUUUCUCCUCCCCAAGCUGGGGUGUCCGAAAACAAAGACACAGCCCCCCAGCCUCCCGCUGCUGCUGCGCCGGACGUUCCCGCGCAGGCGGCCAAAGAAGAGGCGUCCUCUUCGGACGAUGUUUCGGAUGAUACUGAGCCGGCGGAUACCCCGGCCGAGCCCUCCGACGUUCGGAAGGAGGCCGCCGCUGCCGCGGUAAAAGCUAAGGGCCGUGCCCUUUCAAAGCGGCGUGCGCGUAGCAGCAAGCGCAGCCCUUCGUACGAGUACACGUACGAGAGCUACAGCCCUGACGACCAGGCGGACACGAGGGCCGUGCCCCCGUCCCCCGACUCUGGGGAAACCGCCCGCCAUGAGCGCGACGAUCGCGCACGGCCUGCUCGUAAGCAGCCACGCGUCUUUGUCGACGCCCGACGUCCCGCUCUGUUCAGGGGAGCGACGGCAGAGGUUCCGGCCGUGCCGCCUCCCCCCCCUGCUGGCCCCAGACGUUCUGGUGCGGAGUUGAGACCCCACUCAGCUCGACCUGGAGCACAGGGCCGUGCCCGCACACCCGCGUCGGGGUCUGUCCUUGCCGGACGCCGUGCGUCCGGUGCCGAUGGCCCGGUGAGAGCCAUGAUGUGUGAUAGCGGCUGCGGAGUGCCGCUUGAGCCCGACUCCAUCCACGCCUUCACCUGCAGCGUCUGCAGGUGGCAGUGGGACGGCGUCGUACGCCGAGGGGGCAGGGUCCAGAAGCGCUGGUACUGCCCCAGCUGCAGAGUCAUUUACUGCAGGGACUGCUGCAGGGUCUCCGUGAGACAGGCGCACGCGCGUCGUACGCGCUGA